Messenger RNA from Orbicella faveolata, 1589 nucleotides. RefSeq names its product serine/threonine-protein kinase STK11-like. Gene Ontology annotation, molecular function: protein kinase activator activity; ATP binding; protein serine/threonine kinase activity. The record is from RefSeq and is a predicted model, not a curated record. NCBI's taxonomy places the organism in Eukaryota, Metazoa, Cnidaria, Anthozoa, Scleractinia, Merulinidae. Gene Ontology annotation, biological process: glucose homeostasis; protein phosphorylation; intracellular signal transduction. Gene Ontology annotation, cellular component: cytoplasm.
GCGGAUGUUGACGAGUACAGUUCUGUGCCGAGAUUCAAUGAAAUACGGUAAUACAAUGAACAGCUAUUGAUAAUUGCUUCGUUUGGUCCGGGAGACCAAUGCCUUCAAAUGGUGGACAGUAUGGUUGUAGAGAAUGGUGUUCAGCGACUGUUUGUGAUAGGAAGCCAAGACCGUCUGUAUAAUGACCUUGACAGCCCCGCGUUUUUAGGAGAUGAAAAUCCAAACAUUUUCUUUCAUCGCGUCGACUCCGAUCAAAUUAUUUACCAACCACGAAGAAAGAGAGCUAAACUCAUAGGAAAGUAUCUUAUGGGCGAUGCGCUUGGUGAAGGGUCCUACGGGAAAGUCAAGGAAAUGCUUGAUAGUGAAAAUCUUCGACGCUGUGCGGUGAAAAUUAUGAAGCGGCGAAAAUUGCGGCGAAUUCCAAACGGAGAGCUAAAUGUUCAAAGAGAAAUUCAGCUUCUCAAACGACUGCGGCAUCCUAAUGUUAUUAAACUGUACGAUGUUAUAUACGACGAACAAAAGCAGAAGAUGUACAUGAUCAUGGAAUAUUGUGUUGGAGAGUUGCAAGAGAUGUUAGAUAGUACUGAACAGCAUAAAUUCCCAAUCUGGCAGGCCCAUGGGUAUUUUCGUCAGUUGCUAAAUGGUCUUGGGUACUUACACUGUCAAGGAAUUAUCCAUAAAGAUAUCAAACCAGGCAAUUUACUUCUUGCCACUGAUGGGACAUUAAAAAUAUCAGACUUUGGAGUUGCCGAGCGGUUGGAACCAUUUGCUGUUGACGACACUUGUAGGACAAGCCAGGGUUCUCCUGCUUUCCAACCACCAGAGAUUGCAAAUGGCUUAGAAACGUUUUCUGGAUUUAAAGUUGACAUAUGGGCUGCUGGAGUCACACUGUUCAACAUUACUACGGGAAAAUAUCCCUUUGAAGGAGAGAAUAUCUAUAAAUUGUUUGAGAAUAUUGGCAGAGGAGAGUUUACAGUCCCUGAAGAAGUGGAUGAUUCUUUGGCUGACCUUCUAAGAGGUAUGCUUAAUGCAAAUCCAGAAGAUAGACUAACAAUACAGCAGAUAAGAAAACACAGGUAUGACCUAAGAUAGAAAUGAUAGGAAUAGAGGUCAACUGUAUGAAUUCUUUCUGCAGAGUAUCACACCCUGAUAAGAAAAUGGAACUGUACACUGUACAAGUUGUUGUGUUGCACUCAGGCCAACCUUUUUCACACUGCUGAAAUGUGUUCUGAUUUCCUGAGCAACUAGAAGUAUUGCUACACCCCCUGGAUGGAAAUGUUAGUCCAUUACAAGUUCCCUGUCCCCCACCCCUACAACAUCUUUUACUGAGUGAAGUGUUGUACUGCAGGAGUUAAGUGUUUUUCCCAAAGACACAAUCAUCUCAGUCAGGAAUCAAACCCAAUCCUUCGUAGGAAGAAACAUGGUGGCUGUACAUUUUGCAAACCUAACACAGCCCAUUAGGCACAUUGAAGGAAAGCUAUACUAACUGAAUUGGCUAUAUGCUAAAUUUGGAGAUUUUGGAACUUUUCUAUACGUUUUUGAGUUAUUUUUUUGUAAAAAAAAUACCUCUUAGUCGGCGCGUCGGGUAU